UGUAGACUUUUUUGUAACAAUAAUUGAAGUAUUUAUUUAGUUUAUUUAAUAACAUAUUAAAAGAUGUAUACAUAUAAAUUCUGAUUUUGUAGUUAAAUACUGUUACAUAAAGAUGUUAAAUCUAAUUGUCACUGUAGGUGUAGUGUUGCAUUUUGACAUAGCCUUGCUGCUUGCGUAGCAUGUGCUCUUUUGUUUGUUUCGGCCUGGUUAACGGCUACAAAGCAUAACAAUGACACUGAGCAUAACUUGAAUAUAACUGUUUAAUUCUGUUUUAAUUCUGUUGACUAAUUUAAUUAUGUGCAUAUAGUAAUGAUAAGUGUAAAAUAGCACAUUUAUACUCUAUCAGAAUCAUGUCACGAGCUAUAACAGUCCCCUCUUCACGUUGCAGGUGUUCCUAUGGAACAUGGAUAAGUACACCUUGAUCCGGAAGCUGGAGGGGCACCACAAUGAUGUGGUGUCUUGUGAGUUUUCACCAGAUGGGGCGCUGUUGGCCACCGCCUCUUAUGACACACGGGUCAUCGUAUGGGACCACCACAAGGCCACCAUCUUGCUGGAACUGGGCCAUCUCUUCCCUCCUCCGUCACCCAUAUUUGCUGGAGGGGCAAAUGACCGCUGGGUUCGCUCUGUGAGCUUCUGUCCUGAUGGCCGCCACAUUGCCAGCAUUACAGAUGACAGGUAAGACACUGAGCGACCU
This is a messenger RNA of Plectropomus leopardus (leopard coralgrouper), 694 nucleotides long. NCBI's taxonomy places the organism in Eukaryota, Metazoa, Chordata, Actinopteri, Perciformes, Serranidae. The record is from RefSeq and is a predicted model, not a curated record.